AAGGGGCGGGACCUGCCGCCGGUCAUUGUGGCCAGUGUACGCCGCACGUGCUGCUCCCGGGCUAGCGCUGGCUCUCCGGUUGACGGGAAGGUGGGUGGCGCGUCCUGAAGGGACCCCCUCCUCGCCCGCUUUCCGCCGGACAGCCCAGUGCUUCCCCUCGGGCCCGGGCCUAACGCUGCGGUUUAACCCGGAAGUUAAAGGAAAGAAGUUACUUGGGAAACUCCUCCCCGAGCACAAAAUCCAGCUGUAUUAAGCCUUUUGUAAGCUAUUUCAGCUCAGAAUGGCAAUGGAAUCCAGAGCAACUUCAACUUUAAAACCUCAGGAUCAUCAAGAAGAACUAAUAGUAGUGAAAAUAGAAGAUAGUAGCUUUUCUUGGAGUCAGAAAUGUAAACAGAAUGGGAGUACCCCAUCUUGCCAAGAAUUGUUUCGCCAGCAAUUCAGGAAGUUCUGCUAUCAUGAAACACCGGGGCCCCGAGAGGCUCUGGGCCGACUCCAGGAACUCUGCUAUCAGUGGCUAAUGCCAGAGUCACACACAAAGGAGCAGAUCCUAGAGCUGCUAGUGCUGGAGCAGUUCCUGAGCAUCCUACCUGAGGAGCUGAAGCUAUGGGUCCAAAAACAUGCUCCAAGAAGUGGUGAGGAAGCUGUGACACUGCUGGAGGAACUGGAGAAAGAGUUUGAUGAUCCAGGGCAGCAGGUCCCAGAUAGUCCGCAAGGACCAUGGAAAGAUUUGACAUAUCUCAAAACAUCCCAAGAUUCAGCAAGCAUCCAAGUCCGUCCUUUGAAGACACAGCUAAAAUCCUGGAAACCUUGCCUUUCUACUAGAAGUGAUUCUAAGAACAAUGAAACAACAGCAAAAGAAGACAUUUCCAAAGAAAAAUCAGUGGGACUCUCUUGGGAUCCUUCAUUUAGAGGUGUCAGCGAUCACGAAAGCAAUUUAGAGUGGCAGGAAAGACGUUCCCCUCUCCACAGGGGCAGUUUCAGUCAAGUGAUCUUCACACACAAAUCCUUAGCAAAGAGAGACCAUCAGGAUGAAUCUCAAAGAUGUGUAAUUCUAAGUACAAACUCUGUAACAUGUCAGAAAGUUUCUACAGAAGACAGACCUUACAGAUGUGAUAUAUGUGGGCACAGCUUUAAACAGCAUUUCUCUUUAACGCAACAUCAGAGAAUCCAUACUGGAGAAAAGCCCUAUAAAUGUAAUCAGUGUGGGAAGGCCUUUAGUUUGAGGUCUUAUCUUAUUAUUCAUCAGAAAAUCCAUAGUGGUGAAAAGGCAUAUGAAUGUAAUGAAUGUGGGAAAGCCUUCAAUCAGAGCUCAGCCCUCACUAGACAUCGGAAAAUUCAUACAGGUGAGAAAGCUUGUAAAUGCAACGAGUGUGGCAAAGCGUUCAGUCAAAGUUCUUACUUAAUUAUACAUCAGAGAAUUCACACUGGUGAGAAACCCUAUGAGUGUAAUGAAUGUGGGAAGACCUUUAGCCAGAGCUCAAAGCUCAUUAGACACCAGCGAAUUCAUACAGGCGAGAGACCCUAUGAAUGUAAUGAAUGUGGGAAGGCUUUCAAGCAGAGCUCAGAGCUGAUUACCCAUCAGAGGAUACACAGUGGAGAGAAACCCUAUGAAUGUAAUGAGUGUGGAAAAGCCUUCAGUCUGAAUUCAAACCUCAUAAGACAUCAGAGAAUUCACAGUGGAGAGGAGCCCUAUCAGUGUAAUGACUGUGGCAAAACCUUCAAAAGGAGCUCAGCCCUUGUUCAGCACCAGAGAAUCCAUUCUGGGGACGAAGCUUAUAUAUGUAAUGAAUGUGGGAAGGCUUUUAGGCACAGGUCAGUGUUGAUGCGCCAUCAGAGAGUCCACGCUAUUAAAGCGGCCGAGCGAGGGCUGUCUCCAUGCCUUGUGUCCAAGAGGUCGGUGGAGGGAUUGUGGGUGGUGGUAAUUGACAGGCGUUUUCUCCGGCGGUGGAGAGUCAGAGUGGCUUCUUCAGCGUGGAGAGCGGUCUCCAGCUGGUUUCCGAGAUGUCCAGUUGUGCUCCGUGUCCAAUUCAGUUAUGAAUCUCAAGAGCAUCGCUUUCUAUCUGAUGGUGAGAUGAAGAUCAAGAUCGGAGAGCCAGCUUCAGAGGAGGAAAUGACAGGGCAAAUUGAAGCAUUGACUGAAGAGUCUGUCAGCCUCAAGGAGGAUGUUCUCCAGAAUCCCCAAGGCAAAGAACUCUGUGAAUUUGAGGAUGAAUUGAAUGACCAGAUGCUCUUUAAAAGACAGUAUAACUGUGAUGAAUGUGACCAAAGCUUUGCUUGGAAUACAGGUCUUAUUAGACACCAAAGAAAUCACUGGGAGAAAUCUUAUGAAUGUGAUGAAUGUGGCAAAGCCUUUCGGAUAAGCUCAGCCCUGGUUCUGCAUCAGAGAAUUCAUACUGGAGAGAAACCCUAUCCUUGUAACUGGUGUGUUAAAAGUUUCAGUCGGAGCUCAGACCUUAUUAAACAUCAAAGAGUCCACACUGGUGAAAAACCUUACCAAUGUGAUGAAUGUGGGAAAGCCUUCAGUCAGAGCUCAGAUCUUAUCAUACACCAGAGGAUCCAUACAGGAGAAAAGCCCUACCAAUGCAGUCAUUGUAGUAAAAGCUUUAGCCAGCGCUCAGGCCUGGUUAAACAUCAGAGAAUCCACACUGGAGAGAAGCCAUACAUGUGUAUCCAGUGUAGCAAACAUUUCAGCCAGAGCUCUGACCUCAUAAAGCAUCAGAGAAUCCACACCGGGGAGAAGCCAUAUAAGUGUAAUGUGUGUGGGAAAGCCUUUAGUCAGAGCUCUGACCUUAUUCUGCAUCAGAGAAUCCACACUGGGGAGAAGCCAUAUCCAUGUGCUCAAUGUAACAAAAGUUUUAGUCAGAAUUCAGACCUGAUUAAACACAGAAGGAUCCACACUGGGGAGAGGCCGUAUAAAUGUAGUGAAUGUGGGAAGGCUUUCAACCAGAGCUCAGUUCUUAUUCUGCACCAGAGAAUUCAUACUGGAGAAAGGCCCUAUCCGUGCAGUCAGUGUCCCAAAACCUUCAGUCGGCUCUCUGAUCUCACCAACCACCAGCGAGUUCACACUGGCGAGAGGCCGCACCCGUGCAGCCAGUGCGGGAAAAUGUUCAGGAGAAGGUCAGACCUUGUUAAACAUUACAGAACCCACACCGGGGAGAAGCCCUAUGAGUGUGAGGAGUGCGGGAAAACCUUUAGCCAGAGUUCCAACCUCAUUCUCCACCAGAGAAUCCACACUGGGGAAAAACCAUACUCCUGCAGUGGUUGUUUUAAAAGUUUUAGUCGCCGUUCAGAUCUCAUAAAGCAUCACAGAAUACAUACUGGAGAAAAACCAUAUAUAUGUAAUCUGUGCAAUAAAAGUUUUAGUCAAAGUUCAGACCUCACUAAACAUCAGAGAGUACAUUCUGGUGAAAGGCCCUACCAUUGUGAUAGUUGUGACAAAGCCUUUAGUCAGAGUUCUGACCUCAUCCUCCACCACAGAGUUCACACGGGAGAAAAACCAUAUGCGUGUGCACAGUGCACCAGAAGUUUCAGUCAGAAGUCAGACCUCAUCAAACACCAGAGAAUCCACACUGGAGAGAAACCAUAUGAAUGCAAUGUGUGUGGGAAGGCUUUCAGUCAGUGCUCAGCUCUGACUCUCCAUCAGAGAAUCCACACUGGAGAGAAGCCAUACCCAUGUGCUCAGUGUGGCAAAAGCUUCAGUCGGCGCUCUGAUCUCAUUAACCAUCAGAGAAUCCACAUGAUGAAAAACUACAACUCUGAUCCCUGAAACUACAACUCUGAUCCCUGUGGGAAACCUUCGGCACUGUGAGCAAUCUUCCUGAACAUCAGAGGACCCACGGAGAAGAAAAGUUCUACCCUCACGUUCAGGGCAGCAGAUGCUUUAACAAACCUGAUCUUGGUGAUUUUAAGCAAAUCCAUCCUACCAGGUGGUGGUGGCACACAUCUUUAAUCUCAGCACUCGGGAUGCAGAGGCAGGCAGAUCUCGUAAGUUCGAGGCCAUCCUGGUCUACAGAGCAAGCUACACAGCCAGGGCUACAUAGAAAUACCUGCCUUGGCGGGGAAAAAGGAAGAAGAAAUGAGAGGUGAGGAGAAGGAAGAAGAAAAGAAGAUCCAUUCUGAGGUGGAAGACUGCAUAAAUGUGAUAAAUUUGGGAAAACCUGUAGUAUACAAAUUCAGACGUCAUACAAGAACAUAAUCUUCUCAAUGCUAUUAUGAUCAUGAAAAUGGUUUUAAUCAAAGUCCAACCCAUGUUCCACUUAAAAAUGUUGGAAGAUGAAUUUUGUGGCAAUUUAACUUAGACCCGAGAAUUACUGAUACUAAGGAAAUUCUGAGGAGUUCUGGGAGUUGUGUGAAAACCUUCAUGGUUUAUCUUUUUUUUUUUUUUAAAGAAAGCGAAACUAGAAAUUCUUACCUUUGCUAUGAUCUAAGAAAAAUCUUUUAUUGAGAUACAAUUCACAAAGACUUAUAUCAUUAUAAAAUGCAUAACAUUAAUGCAGAAUUUAUCAAUUUUUAAAAUGUGGAAAAAUCUCAAAUGUCAGAGGGAAAUAUAUUCAUCUUAGAAGCUCAAACUUUACUGAGUCUAAAUUGCCAACUACCUAUCAGAAGGUAUUUUAGAGAAGGUAAGGAAACUUUAAAUCCUGUAAUUAAAAUAGUAUUAACACUGACAGCACACAUGUGCCCAAUGCUCAUGCUGAGUGUCUAUAAAUUCCCUGUGUAACCCCGUGCCACUUUGUCUCAGGAAUUUGUAAAGAAAUGUAUGUAAAAACUGACUAUUUUUUCAUCUAUUGAACAAAAAUGCAACUGCGGUAUUGCGGUAAUGUAAAUACAGUAGUUCUGUAGUACCAUAGGGGAUGUCCCAAGGCAUAGAACUUUAUCAGCUGAUAAUCUUGCUAAAUUCAGGUAGUAGACCAUGAUUAGGCAAAGUGCAUCAUCCCUGGUGUUAGUACUAGAGUUUUUCAGUUCCUAACUCUAACAGCUCCAAACUUUUGAGUGUCAGUGACUCAAAUCCUAGUGUUAUUAUCUUGGCUGCUCUUCUUACAGCCAGAACCAUCACUUAGCAGCAGUUCUUGUCAUUUUGUCAACAGAGAUAGCUGUUCCCAUCACUGGUAAUAAGCUACUCUCAGUGAUAACAGCCCUAAGGGAACCAGUCAGCCUGCUUUAUCCAGAAAUCAUAAAUAUGCAAAAGCAUCCAGAGAGAUGCCAUCGGUACUUGUGCUUUAGCAAUGCAUGGGCUGACCAGAUGAGGAGGAGAGAAGGGGCAAAUUAUAUAGGCAAAAGGAAUAGACUUUCAUGGUGUCCUGUUGAUGAACUGCAGAUUUUAUGCAAUUGUAGGUUGUGAGCAGGGGAGGGAGGAGUGCUUUAUUGAUAUGAAUAGAGACAACUGAAGUGGCUAAAGGAUGGCAGCAUCAGCUGGUAGAAACCUGCUCUACAGGCAGAGCGAAGCCUCACUGCAGUUCUUGUACAUUUCAGAAGAUGCUGGCCUUCUGUAUCGUUGGUCAGUAUUGCAUUCCUAACACCAUUUCCUUGCUUAAACACUUACUGUGCAGUGUGUCUAUAAACUUGCAUUUUGAGAUUCCAGAAUAAUAAAUUUUUCUCUUCACAAUUUCACAAGAUUCAUUCUUACUAUAGGCCUAAAAAUAUCCUCAGAAUUUUUUUCUUCCCUCAAAUGAAAACCUCCUUUUUCACUUACAGAUGAUAAUACUGUCUUCUCUUCCUAUCUUAAUUGCCAGCGCCAUUGCUCUUCAUCUUGGGGCCAUUGUUCAGUAAAGCAAGGAUUAUUUGACCAUAAGCAGUGGGAGUACGGAGACUGAAUCUGAUGACCCAGACAGCUACCAAGUGAAGAAUAAUACAUGCAAAAUGGACACUCUGGAGAAGGCACUGUUUCACGUGCUGGAAGCUGUACAGAAAGGAGGACUCAAGGUUUCACCAUAUUGCUCACAAACCGAAUUGUCUCUAGAAUUUUAAGAACAAGGUGAACUAGGUAACUCAAACGUCAGAAAAGAAAACCACGGAGGUGACUAUUUGACUAUCAUCUCUGACAUGUAAUUUCUAAAAUCCUUGGACAUCCCUAAGUUACAAGAACAAUUAAGAUGGGGCCUGAAGAAAUGAUUCAGCAGUCAAGCACACUGGCUGCUUUUCCAGAGGAGUUGGGGUCAAAUCCCAGCACCCACAUGAUAGCUCACAGCUAUCUGUAACUUUAGUUCCAGGGGACCCAAUGCCUUCUGACCUCUGAAGCCACUGGGCACACAUGGUGUACAUCAAGACAAAACACCAUAUACAGAAAGAUUUGUAAAUGUUUUUAAAGAACAAUUAUCUUCUUUUUUUUCAGAUUUUAAAUAUUUUUAAUAUGUAUUUGAAAUUAUCUUCUUACAACAAACCCCCUUUGUCAAUGAAGUAACAUUGGAAAGACCUUUGAACCGUGGGAGCUGCUUGCCAGGGAAACUAAAACUCAGUACCACUCUGCCCCAACUUGACUUCCGAGAAAGAAGAACUGGAGAUAAAGUUCAAAUACCAAUGGCCAAUGAUUUGUUAAUAUAUUAACAUGUAUAAUUAUAUAAAUAUAUUAACAAAUA
Molecule: messenger RNA, 6572 nt
Organism: Meriones unguiculatus (Mongolian gerbil)
Lineage: Eukaryota; Metazoa; Chordata; Mammalia; Rodentia; Muridae
Gene: Znf397
Product: zinc finger protein 397
Exons: 7
Coding region: 281-3766 (1161 amino acids)
Source: RefSeq, a predicted model, not a curated record